Molecule: messenger RNA, 1352 nt
Organism: Trifolium pratense (red clover)
Lineage: Eukaryota; Viridiplantae; Streptophyta; Magnoliopsida; Fabales; Fabaceae
Exons: 6
Coding region: 3-1250 (415 amino acids)
Molecular function (GO): lipid binding
Source: RefSeq, a predicted model, not a curated record
AGAUGAAUAUGUGGUGUGUGUGUGUAAAUAUCGACGACGACACGAGAGAGAGAGAGAGAGAGAGAGAGAGAGAGAGAGAGGGAGAGGGAGAGACUUUGUUGCGUGGAAGAAGAAGAAAGAAGAAGAAGAAGAUGAUGAUAUUAUCGAACAUCCAUGGCGUUUGGGGAAUUCUUGUUGCUUUUGUUCUUCUUCUUAAUUUAUUAUUAUUAUUUGUUUGGAAGAAGCGUAAUAACAAAUUAUUGUUCGCCUCGUCAUCUUCUUCAUCCACACCCUCUUUGCUCUCCGAUUCUACCAAUUCAAACCUAAGAACCCCAAAGAUUGUGACUGAUGCAGAUUUGAAGUUUUUAAUGGAGGUUUUGGAUGAAAAUCUAAAUCAGAAUCAUAAAUGGGAGUCUGUCAUAGAUAAAACAAACAAUCAUCUAUGCUACAAUGCUAAAUGCUCCAACCCCAAGAAUGGACCCCUAAGAUAUUUAAGCGCAACUGUGUUCAAUGAUAUUUCAGCUGAGAUGCUAAGAAACUUCUACAUGGACAAUGACUACAGAAAGCAGUGGGAUAAGACAGUAGUGGAGCACAAUCAACUGCAGGUGGACGAAUCUGAUGGUUCUGAAGUUGGCCAAACAGUUAAAAAGUUCCCUCUUUUGAAGCCUAGAGAAUAUGUGUUAACUUGGAAGUUGUGGGAGGGGAGGGAUAAAACUUUUUAUUGUUACAUGAAGGAAUGUGAACAUCCUUUGGCACCACGACAGAGAAAAUAUGUACGAGUUGAGAUUUUCAGAUCUGGGUGGCGAAUAAGAAAAGUACCUGGUAGAAAUGCCUGUGAGAUCACUAUGUUUCAUCAGGAAGAUGCUGGUUUGAAUGUGGAGAUGGCAAAACUGGCUUUUUCCAAAGGCAUAUGGAGUUAUGUAUGCAAGAUGGAUAAUGCGCUUAGAAGAUACUCUGCCGCAAGCUGCCAUCUGUCCAGUUCAGUAACCACUUCAGUCAAUUUAAUGCAAAAGGUACCGGCUUGCUUGGAAUCUAGUACGAGCGAUGAUGUAUCUCCAGCUCAUCCCACUAUGAUUCAUGAUCAAGCUACUCAAGAAUCUCAAAUGCCUGCGAUCUCAAGAAGGCCAUCAAGGAAAUUAGUAACAAAUAGUUUACUGCUUCUAGGGGGUGCAGUAUUGCUGUCUCGUGGUCACUCUAGCCUAGGUGCUAAAGUUGUGAUGGCAUACAUCGUCACAAAAUUUAGUAAGCGAGAUCCAAAAUCAAACCAAUAAAACAAAGUUGACAGAUAAAGUAAAACAUGUUUCAAGUGUAAAGAUACUUAUAUACUUGACAACUUUUUAUAGAAUGUGAAGCUAAUCAUUUUCGGUGUUGAA